GUCCUUCCUCACAAUACAACGUAGCUUUUAAAAGCGGAAGUAAGCUUGCUUGACUCUAACCAGAGCCAAACAUAUUUCCGUUUAGACGGUUCAUUUCAAGUGUAAAAAUGCUGUCUGUAUUUAAGUCCAUUCCUACGCACAUGGACUACAAGGGCCAGAAGCUGGCUGAGCAGAUUUUCCAAGGAAUUAUACUCAUCUCUGCGGUGAUCGGAUUCGUGUAUGGGCUGAUUAUUCAGCAGUUUGGCUGGACAGUGUACAUUGUAUUGGCUGGAUUUGCUGUGUCUUGCCUGUUGACCCUGCCUCCAUGGCCGAUGUACAGACGGAAUCCUCUGCCCUGGCAGCCGGUGGCACCAGAAGCCAGCGGAGAGCCCACCCAAAAGCCCCAGGACAACACCAAGAGAAAGAAGCAUAAAUAAUCCUGUUCAUUUUUUUUUUAUAUAGAAAAGUGAAGUUUGUCCUACAAUUCACAUUCACAGCAAAUAACAGUAUAAGAGGGUCAAUUCUGUGCAUUUAAAAAAAAAUAAAUAAAAAGUUAAAUCCG
Molecule: messenger RNA, 541 nt
Organism: Poecilia latipinna (sailfin molly)
Lineage: Eukaryota; Metazoa; Chordata; Actinopteri; Cyprinodontiformes; Poeciliidae
Gene: spcs1
Product: signal peptidase complex subunit 1
Exons: 4
Coding region: 108-416 (102 amino acids)
Biological process (GO): protein targeting to ER
Cellular component (GO): membrane; signal peptidase complex
Source: RefSeq, a predicted model, not a curated record